CAUGGAAUCGUCUGUGUUUGGUUGCUUCCUGGCCGCUGACUCUGCUAUAUACAGUGUCUCAAGGAAUGUGACGACGACAAGAGAAACGACAACAACAGAAGACGACAGGCCUCGUCCCUCACCGACAAGAUGGAUGUUGUAGGCAUAACAUUCGGUGCUGCUGUGCAUAUGAUGCAGCCUCCCAUGGAAAUGCAAUUGCUCUACCGCCGUGCGAUGGCUAGACGCGAGCCCAAUUUCCCCUCGCUAGUGCACCGCAAAGACCGUGUCUACUUCAAGCAAGGCAUCACGACGUUUUACCCGCUGCCCUGUGACCUGCUGGAGAUUCAUCGUCGCAUUCUGCGCUGCAUGUUGUACAUCAAUGUCUUCGGCGGGCCUAUCUGUGCGCCCAUCUCAGCCCAUAGGUCGCCAAAACGCGUGCUGGAGAUCAGUCUGGCUGCCGGUUUCUGGUCGUCGCAGUGUCGCGACUGGCUAAAUUCUCACAAUGUCUCCUUUCAUGGGCUAGAUCUGCUACCUCAGACACCGGAAUGGAGCCAACUCGGGAUGAACUGGCAUGUGACUCGACAUAACCUGCAGAAAUCGCCCACCCUACCAUUUGAGGACGCAUCUUUUGACUUUGUCUUCAUCCGAGAUCUGGGGUUGUAUGCCCCCACUGCAAUCGCAGCAUCGCUUGCUAAUAUGACCACCCGCUCAAUUCCUUCAACCUCUGCCUCCUUUUCUUCGUCAUCUUCGUUAUCUUCGAUUGCCAGUUCGACAACAUCAUCUCCCGUACUGACAGAAGCGAUGCGAGUGCUAUGCCUAGGGGGCAUUUUGGAAGUUUGGGAUUCUGACUGGGUUUUUCGAUCACUGCUACCACCCAUGCCAGAGGAAAGAUCGGGAGACGCAGAAAGGGGCAAAAAAUAUACACAGAGCCGAAAAAAAGAGCUACAAAUCGCCGGGCAGACGGCAACAUAUGCGUCCAUGCCGACAGCGCGGUUCACCAACCCGGGGAACCGGUUUAUCAAAGAAUACAACAGCUGGGCGCAGAAGGCGUUCGAGAAACAAGGCGUCACCACCCAGCCGUCGACGCAGAUCCAGGCUUUCUUCUUUCGCGACAAAGAAGAGGCGGACCGGCAGUUUGUGCGCGUUGGGACUCGUCGUAUGGCGAUCCCGCUAGGCGAGCUGCCAUGGGAGAACGGCAGGGGGUUAACAGCGAAGCAGUGGGCAAUCCGCCACUCGGCACUGUUGACGGUCGUCCAGAUGAUCGAAGCCAUGGAGCCUCUGCUGAUGGAAGCGAGCGGAAUGAACGAAGAUGAGUUCGGCAGCUGGGCAGGCGCAAUGUCGGGUGACCUCCUGCAGAACCGCGUGUGGAAGACGGCCGAGUGUCUCGAGAUGAGUGCAUGGUGGGGAGAAAAAAGAUGAGUUCACGAAAUUUUGCAUUGAGACACGACGAUCAUGAAUGUACAUAUAUUACGAUUCCCUGGAUCUUCAAAAGAAACAAUCGACGAUUAUGACGGCGAUAAAAACAACCAUCCAUUUUACCCCAGAGUCCGCUGGAAUUCCACCACGGCCAGAUGAUUCACACUCCCAACCUUGAGCCGCGAGAAAUCCUCCUCGACACCAGUCUCAAUGUCCGGGAACGGACCCAUAGGAGUGAUCGCUUUGGGGUUGAUAUCAAAAUGGCUUUUGGUAUACUUUUUUUUUAAGGUCACAGUCAGUCAGGGCAGUGAAUCGACAGCAGGAAUCCGGAAAUGGAAGAAACUUUACAUUCUCCUUGAUGUGUUUGAAAUUUGUCGUCUCCUUGAAGGACUUGACGUUCCAAUACAAAUGCUUCAACCAAUUGUUCAAGACGGGGUAAUCAUGCCGGAUCGUGCCCAG
Molecule: messenger RNA, 1854 nt
Organism: Penicilliopsis zonata CBS 506.65
Lineage: Eukaryota; Fungi; Ascomycota; Eurotiomycetes; Eurotiales; Aspergillaceae
Exons: 1
Coding region: 130-1398 (422 amino acids)
Source: RefSeq, a predicted model, not a curated record